AUGAUUUAAAUUCCAAAUGCUAAGUAUCACUAAUCACAAAUAAAAUUUGCUGAAAGCUAGAUCACAAAUCUAGAUAAAAAUAUCAUAAAAGUCUUACAACUAUUCUCAAUUAUUGGAUAGUUGGAAAUGGAUAUAGAAAAUAUUAGUAAUAUUUAAAAUUAAAGAAAGGACUUGAAUUAUCAGAAAACUCUCAUUUUUAUCCUGAAGCCUUAUUUUAAUAUUUAAAGUUAUAUCUGUAACCAAUAAAACAAGAAUCUUUAAAUGAAUAUUCAUAAUUUUUUAAUUUUACUGUACAUAUGAAAUGAUAAAUAGGACCUAUAAAAUUAAGCUCCUUUAGUAAUAAACAUUAUAAAUAGUGCUAAAGAUGGAAUUAUUAAAUUUGAAAAUAUUAUAGCAUUUUGUAAAGAUAAUUAUUAAAUUUCUCCUAAUUUGGAGAGUUUGAAGGCAAUAGAAAGAAUAUUUCAUAUAAAUUAAUUUGGCUUUUAAAAAGAUAAUAUUUUAGACACAUUUAAUGAUGAAUAUCCUUUGCCUUAAGAUAUAAUUCCUAUUUCAUAAAUUCCAAUUAAUUAAAUUUAAGGUACAUCUAAAGUACCAUUAUAAAAAAAAGAAAGUAUUUAAAAAGUGAAUUCUGGAGAAGGAUUUAAUUAUACUACAUUUAUAAAAAUGUUACUUUCUAAAUCUAUACCUUAAGCAAGUUAAAAGGCAUCCAAAAGGAAAUUAAUAUAUGAAACUAGUUAAAGUUAGAAUAUAGAUAAAAUAAUUUUGAAUUUGUUUUUUAAUCUUCUUUAAAAUGAAAUAGCAUUGAUUGAAAAAUCUGAAUAAAUUCGAUUAUCAUUAAAUACAGAUCAUUCAUAUAAUCAUGUUGCUAUGUUUAAUAUUUUUGAUGCAUAAGGAAAUGGUGACAUUGAAUAUCGAUUUAUUGAAUAAUUGAUGAAUAAAGCAUAAAUUCCAUUCAAACCAUUUCAUUUUAAAUCUUUAAUAAGAAGAGCAAAUAUUUUAGCUAAAAAUACAUAAAUAUCUGAAUCUUUGAAUUUUGAAGGUUAUCGAUUAAUAGCUACGGUCUAAUGUCCUUAUUUCAAGAUACCAAAGUAAAAUGAUGAAGAAAUUUAACCCUAAAAUUAAUAUUCAAGAAUAUUAGGAACAGAAAUUAAUGGAUAAAGCUCUUCUUAAUUAUCUAUUUCUAGAAUUCCUGAUAAAAUUCGAAAUAAUUCUUAAAAUUUUAGAUCAACCCCUGCAGUACCUUCAUAUCACAGUAGCAGUCCAUAUGUAAAUGAGACCUUAAAAAAGUAAAGUAAAAUAGAAAAUAAUAAUUAGAAUUAGUCAGAUGCAAUAUAUUAAGAUAAUGUAUGAAUUAUUAUUUUAUUUAGAUUGUUUAUGGAACAAAAAGGGAAUGGGAUUAAUUAUAACAUUCAUUAUAGAAUAAUAAUUUAAUAGAAUCUAAAUCUUUGAGAUCAUAAAUUUUAAGAAUUUAAACUCCUGAUAUUUAAAUGAAUAAUUUUAAAUCAAAUAGUCGAAAUAAUACUCCAAGAGAAAAUAAGAGUUAAAUCUAAAUAAUUUAAUAAUAAGCCUUAGUAGAAAAUGUAGACAUAAAAAGGGAUAUAGAAUUAUCUAAAUAAUUAUAAUAUGCUAUGGGAGCAAAUACAAAAGGAUUAUAUUCAAAUAAUGUUAAAAUAGAAAGAGAUAACAAAAUUAAGGAAGAUCUUCAUUCAUUUUAUAAUCAAGCACCAUGGUAUCAAAAUGAUAAUAAAAUAUCGAAAAAUAUUAAUAUAAUUAAAUUAUAGCAAGAAUAAAUUUAGAAAGCUUCAGGACUAAAACAAUAUAUUAAUCAUUAAAAUUAAUAAUUAAAUGUUUAGAAUAUUAAUUAAUAAAAUGAUAUAGACAAUUUUAAUUAAUAACCAAAUUCUGAUUAGCAAUAACAGUUAUCAAGAAUUUAAUCUAAUUAAAAUCAAUCAAAUAUUCAAUAAUUAAAUAAAUUAUCACCAGUAUCCCCAAGAAUUUUUUCUACUCAAAAAUUUAACCCUUUAAUUGGUAAUGAUAACUAAUAAAUCAUCAUGGAUUAUAAUCAUGAUAUUCCAAAGAGGAUAUUUGAUCAAUAAAAUUGA
Paramecium sonneborni is the source of this 2102-nucleotide messenger RNA. Lineage: Eukaryota; Ciliophora; Oligohymenophorea; Peniculida; Parameciidae. The record is from the annotation of a GenBank genome assembly.